Lobosporangium transversale is the source of this 2414-nucleotide messenger RNA. RefSeq lists its product as hypothetical. NCBI's taxonomy places the organism in Eukaryota, Fungi, Mortierellomycota, Mortierellomycetes, Mortierellales, Mortierellaceae. Gene Ontology annotation, molecular function: RNA polymerase II CTD heptapeptide repeat phosphatase activity. The record is from RefSeq and is a predicted model, not a curated record. The transcript is spliced from 6 exons. The coding region runs from base 191 to 2359 and encodes 722 amino acids.
AAAAAAAAAAAAAAAAAAAGAAAGAAAAAAAGAAAAAAUAUCAUACUACAACAUACUACAACAACGCACCUCUUCUUCUCCCCUCCUCCUCCCUUUUUCGUUUUUCAUUUUUCGUUUUUUUUUCCUUUCCUACCUAUUACUCCACCUAUUUCUAUCUUUCUAUUUUACUUUCUGACCUGAUAGUCACCCAAUGGAUAUCGACCGCGAUCGUGAAAAGACUGCACUGAGCCUAGUUGUUGGGAUGAAAAUGGCUAUGACACAAAAGAAACCCUCCACUCGUAAACUACCAGGAGCCGGCGCUUCAACCGUAGCAUCACAAGCAGCAGCAGCAGCAGCAAAAGCAGGACCAGGAGAGUCCUCAGUCUUGAACGCGCCGAUCGCGAACAAUGUUAACAAGACUCCCGGCGGAGUAUCAAAACAAGCAAGAGUAUCGGCAGGGGCAAGGGUAAGACCACACAUUGCCGUUGAGUCUCCUGUAGGGGCAUUCCCCAUUAAUGGAAUCACUGUUGGUGUAGAAAAGAAGGAGUCAGCAGGCGCAGGAGCAAGUACAAAUCCCAAUACCUCCAUCGAUUUACUUCCACCCAGCCCUAUCCUCUCACAUAAGCAGCCCAAUGGAUCGAUGGUUCCUAGACAGCAUCACCAUAUCAACGGCCACAGCAAUAACAAUAACAAUAACCACAGUAAUCCACAUCCCCCAUUACGUUUCUCAUUUGCUACUACGCCUCCCGCAGCCGCAGCAGAAUGGAAGCCAACACUAUCCCUUGACUUGAUUUCACCAGGCUCAAGUCCAUCAAUACUCAAAACCCGAGAAAUGUUUACAAGACCAGAUCUAACCCCUGUUUUCCAUUUGGAGAGAUAUUAUAUGGUCCGAGCAAGUCUUCCAAGAAGCUUUUAUAUUGUUAUGGCACAACAUAAUAUCCGGCAUUGUUGUGUCUUUGAAUUUCCAGUGGGUGAUAAAUGGUGGGGUGAUCUAAGCGGCAUGCGAAAGAGCACAUAUAUCGAUUUUAAAGCUGAAAACUCAUCAACCAUGUGGGAACUACAUUUAAAACCUUCAAGAGAUCGCACAAAUAUUUUUGGAUACAUUUGCAAGCAUGAUGAUCUCGCCAAUAUGAUUAGUAGUCAGAAGCUCAACCUACUUAAAGCUCGGAGGUUGCCACUUGUAUUAGAUUUAGACGAUACACUAGUGCGACUUGUUGGUAAUGAGAGGACACGAUAUGUUUCCGAGGCCGAUGCCGCAAAAGUACCUGGUCGCGUAAGGAAGCUUCGGGAUGGACGUCAAGUGGUAUUAACAGAGUAUGUUGAAGAGUUUUUGGAAUGGGCCUCCAAACUAUAUGAUAUAUCAGUUUGCUCUCUAGGUGAACAGUCGUAUGUGGAUAUGGUGGCAGAUGUGCUAGAUCCCAUGAGGACUCGUAUUCGUGGAACGAGAUAUUCAGCCCGACAGGAAUACGACUUCUUAAACUCUGCACCUCCUACAAAUGCUUUAUCGGGACCACCAGGUGGAACGGUAACAAAUGGAGCGCUAGUACCGGGAGUAAAUAAUAUCAACCUCAACGUGUCUAAUCAACCCCCAGCACCACCAAAGGACCUUUUAUCCCUGUACGCGUUCUGUGCAAUGACUAAACCUUCAACAGAUGGACUACCCGAUAUUGGCAACGGGUUUGCACUCCCAUUGAUUUUAGAUGACCUGACACAGAUGUGGCCACCUGAUCAGCAUGAUAAUGUGAUCGUUGUCAAAGAGCGCAAGAACUCGCCUGUUUGGACCGUCAACUUAUUUCCAAUGGUUCAACAUGUCCUUGGCGCUGUUCAUCAAGAGUUUUUUAGGGCGUACGAUUCCUGGGAAAGAGCACGUGCAGCAGCACUAGCUUCCAUCACUAUUCCAUCUCCAGGAAUUUCAGAGUCUGGUAUGGCUGGCGAGAAUAAUGCGAAUGGAACGGCCGCGUCCUCUAAUACUUUGACUGCUAUUGACUUCACAGCAAUAACUCCUGCAAAGACACAGUUUUUGAGUAUGCCAAUCCCCUCAGCGAUUGGUUGUUAUAAAGAAUGGCUACGUGGAUCACUUCGGGAUCAAAUCAGCCUAACAGCGGCACCACCACCUUCAGCACUAAGAGAAGCAGUCGCACAACAACAACAGGCUCUUGCCCAGCAGCAACAGCAACAUCUACAACAACAACAACAACAACAACAACAACAACAACAACAACAACAGCAGCAGCAGCAGCAGCAGCAGCAACCUCAGGUUCAGUCGCAACUAUCCCUGCUAUAUCAACCAAUGCAGAUACCGCCACAACCGCAAAUACUCCAUCAGCAACAGCAACAACAACAUGUUCCACAGCCUUCACAACCCUCUGAAGGCAUUUAGUCUCAUUCAAUCCCCAGUAGAAUUUAUCAAAUAAACGAAAUACACUGUCUAAUGC